This is a messenger RNA of Diaporthe batatas, 3058 nucleotides long. RefSeq lists its product as uncharacterized. The transcript has 7 exons. The record is from RefSeq and is a predicted model, not a curated record. The coding region runs from base 147 to 2954 and encodes 935 amino acids. NCBI's taxonomy places the organism in Eukaryota, Fungi, Ascomycota, Sordariomycetes, Diaporthales, Diaporthaceae.
UGGCAAUUCACUAAGUGUGCUGGCUGCUUAUUUCUGCGUCGAACGGGCUGUUCAAAUGUCCCAACAUAACUCAAGAACAACAUACCUAUGCUGCUGAUCUCCUGUUAAAUAUUUCACGAACCACUUCGGGACCCAGGUCCUCAGACAUGUCGUUCUCCACGUAUUGGACAGAUACCCUGUAUAAAUCACAUCUACACGACUCCAAAUACUUUCGCAUCGUUCACGUCGAGCCUGGCCAGUGGCGUGACCCACUUCGGUGCAGGCUUGAGGGAUGCAAAGUUGGCGACGACUCUUCCGAAAGAAGACGAUACAAAGCUUUGUCAUACGUUUGGGGCUCGGCCAAGGUCAAGGAAACCAUUCAACUGGACGGAUUACCGAUCCAGAUUACCUUGAAUCUAGCUUGCGCGCUGCGACACCUGAGGAAUGUCGACAAGGAUACACCUUUAUGGGUGGACUCAUUGUGCAUCAACCAGGAAGAUCACACGGAGCGAAGAUUCCAAGUUGGAAUCAUGCAUCUGAUAUACAAGCACGCCGAGGCGGUCGUUGUGUUUAUGGGUGAUGGACGCUCCCACAGGGUCAGCCAGUCCCAGUUGAGGGAGCCGCCUCCAUCUCCAAAAGUCAACUUGUUUGGUCAUGAAUCGGACCGUCCGUUGUUGACUGAGAUGUUGGAAACAUGUCAAUCCACCGGGACAUGGAAAGUUGCAUCGACUCUGACCGCUGCCACCUGCGCGAUGGGUUUGAUAUUGCUGUUCCCAAAUCAGGAGAGCGUUGAGACAGGGCUUUUGGAGCUCAUGAAAAUGAAAGAACACACAAGGCUUGAAGUGUUUGAGUGUCUUCGAGGGUUCGUCGUUUCUCCGUGGUGGAGUCGGAUAUGGGUUGUUCAGGAACUCGCCGUGGCUACCGCCGUCACUGUCCAGUAUGGCACAAUCACAUCAUCCUGGCAAUCCCUUGUCGCAGCUGCGGAAGUUUGGUCCAUACCGAAGACGAAACAGCUGGCAAGAAGUGCCGGAGUCGAGCCAGCGAAUAUCAAAGUCUUCGCACAGUUCGCCAAACAGGUCAUCGGCCUAGAUCAGACUCGAAGGAGGUGGCACGCCGAGGGUGGGUCGGAUCUUGUACGGCUUCUCCAGGAGUUCUCAGACCGUCAGGCCAGCGACGACCGCGAUAAGAUUUAUGCUCUCCUUAAUCUCGUGGAGGAGGACCAGCAGUACAUACGGCUUGAUUACACACGUGACGUCCUCCAAACUUACAGAGCCACAGCGUUGGCUCUCAUCGGAAAGGGGCGGUCUCUGGCCUGCUGGGCAGGCGAUCAGAAGCGAAAAUUCAACAAAGGACUCCCCUCGUGGAUUCCAGACUGGAGCACUGCUGUCGAUACCGGAGACAAAGGUCGCAUGGACCUUUAUAAGAGCUACAGCGUGAACUGUGGGUGGACCCUUCAGAUCAUCGAGAGCGAGAGGGAUUACUGGUACGCAGUCGAGGACCAAAUGGAGCUGCUUAUGUGCAGUUUGGAGAUUAAAGCUGGGAUGCUACCAGCGUCAUUGAGUCCGUUCAUUGAUAAUUACCUCAUCCUACUCAGACGGCGGGUCGCAUCACUACAGUCGUUCAGGAUUGACCCAGAUGAACUGAAAGAUAUAGGCCUGGAUCACCUCACCUGGGACAGCGAAAAUAAGGUCACACCAGACUCAACGCUGACGCACUUGAAAUGGUGUGAGCAACAUCAGAUCUAUCCCCGCUGCGGAGCCAAACUGCUACAGCGGUGGAUAAGAUACCUGGAAGCGCCCAGAGUUGUCGCCUACAUGAGACCCGACCUUACCCUAAUUGAUGAACCGCCUGGGAACGCCAAAAUGCGCGAAAGUCUAGGAGAGCUUGGUCCUGCAACGGAGGAUGAAGCCUUAGAAGUAGCAAAGCACAACGCUCAGGGUGCCAUAGACGACCUUGAGUCCAUCAUUUUGGGACCGACAACCAUUUUGGGAAUGGAAAUCAGCUUGGCUAUUGACGCAGUCAUUAGCCGAAGUCAGCAACUUCCAUCCUUAUGUAAGGGUGUUGAGGGCAUCAUAGCCCCAGAAAAGCUUUUCCAAGCAUCGUGCUCUUUCUUAGGCACGGCGUCCUGGUUGACGGAGUAUCAAUCCAAGCAAGCCAAGCCACUCGACUUGGACAAUGGACUUAAGCCGUGUACGAAUGCGGUGACUCCCGAGCGUGUCAUGGCACUGCAAUCAAUUGAAGUAGACACUGUUACCUUCUGUGGUCCAAGACAUUUGGGCUGGGCGGACACCGACUCUGGCUUACACACUCUCAUCUCUUGGUUCCACUCUUUGCGUGCAGCGCUCAUUGACCGACACAUUGAAUCGACAGAGUCCCGGCUGAUUCGUAUACCCACACGCCAGUUCAUCAAAACUCUAAUCGGCGGCAUGUGUCGGUGUGGGGAUUCUUAUUCAGAGGCAGAUGGGAGAUCUCUUGGACCUCUUGAGGAGUGGCUAGGGCAGUGUCUGAAGGUGGUCGACAGAGAGAAACGUGUGCAAGCGCAGAAGUUCCUGGACACUAUAAGCUUUGCAUUACCUCGACCCCCCAGCCCAUUCUUCGAAGAUAUACAGGUUGCGACGGAUGGCCGCGUAUUCUUUAUGACCCAGAACAAUUCCAUGGGCCUUGGGCCUGCAUCCAUGCAGAAGGGAGACACGAUACACAUCCUCCCUAGCGGCCGUGCGCACUUUGUGCUUCGACCGAAAACACCAGAAAUCGCACCUCAGGACACGAAAUACCCGGAGUGGGUGCAAUCUCUGAAGUCUGACAGCUAUGAGGUUAUUGGUGAUUGUUAUCUCCAUACGGACGACACGCCCCACAGUCGAGCACCAGCCCACCUGCAGGUCGAAGGAUCACUUCCUUUCGAGUUUCUUGGCGCUCAGUAUCUGGAGACAAGACAGCCAAAGUCGCGGACGAGGAAGACUAUUUUGAUGAUCUGAGAAUCGGAAAAGAUAUGAAUUACUGGUAUUGUCAAGACUACGUGCCUUCAAUCUUGCAUUCUAGUAGCAACAAAGUCCACCAAAUCAAAGAAGCUCUUCUUGAA